AAUGAGUAGAGACGGUUUAAUUGGUGGGGGGCAAAAGGGGCAUAAUUAGUUUGUUUAAAGUAUAAGAGGUUAAUUUGUUGGAAAUGAGGAGACAUUGGCAUUUUAUGGUUAGGAAUGAAGGAAAUAUUUUAACUCUGAAAGCAUAAUUCAUAUAUAUUUAUCCAUAUGCCAUCCACGUGCAAAGAUCUGAGUUCAUUUAGGCCAAAAUCUCAGCAAAAGUAAGUUUUUUUGAAUAUAUUUUACUGAGUUUUAAGUUGGAUUUUACUUGACCUAAAUCUUAUCGUAACAGACUGUCAUAUAAUUGUAUAGGCUGAAGUUACUUUUGGCCAUUAUUUAUAACUGUAUCGUAUGUAUGAAUCGAUUGAUACGCUUUGUUUAAAGUAAAAAAGAAAUUGAGAGAGAUAGGAAGGAGAUUUGUAACGAUACAUUUUCUGAUAUAAACACUCUCAAUAUUUGUGUGUGCGUGUUUUUGUGUGUAGAUACAAAUAUCAUUAAUUCAAUCAACCUGUCAAUCGAUUGAUUAUUUCCCUAUAUUCAUAAGAUGGCAAUGAUUUUGGAAUACGCUAUAAAGUCUUUAAGUAACGUCAGGGAGAAACUUCUUACGUUACUGACAAAUUUACAGGCCGCACAGAAAAACGGUCGUGAUGAAUACUUUAAGGAGAGGGACGGUUUAAACACUUCGAUUCUAGUCAUUCAAAGUUUGUUGGUAGAGGCAAAGGAUAAAUUUAAAAGAAUGAAUGAACACAAUGGCCAGGAUGAAAAUGGAUCUAGCAAGACAAAACUAAAUAAUAACAAUAAUAACAGUAGUAAUAGUAAUAAUAAUAAUAAUAAUAAAGAGUACGAAUCGUUAAAGAGGAAGAAAAGUUUUAAAGCUUGUAAGAGAUGCGAAGAAUUGAAAAGUCAAAUAGAAACUUUAACGGAUGCUUUCAAAGACGAAAAGAGAAAUUUGAGAUUGGAUAAAAUUAAUCUUAUGCACGAAGUUAGAAAAUUAAGGAAAUCUCAGAUGGAAAGGGAAAUCUUUGUUGAGAAUUUCUGCCGUCAAUACGAACAGAAAAUGAUUAAAUUUGAUGAAACUCUUUUGGAAACUAUUCGCGAAAAGAAGAAUUUGGAAAUUCUCAAUUCAGAAUUGAAAAAAGAAAAGGAGAAUCUCGCUAAAAAAAUCGAUACUAGCAGACAACAAUUAAUGCUUGCAAAUUCGAGAAUUUUACUAUUGGAAAGGGAACGAACUACGUCGACCAAAAAGAAAAAAGGACAGACGAGAGCUCAUUCGGCGAGCAAUUUAAGCCCCUUGGACCGUCAUCUAAUCAUUUCUGAGCCUAUUGAAUCGCUGAUUAAUAGGAAUAUAAACGGAAAGCCAAUUUCCUCCGAAAGCUUACAUUCUUUCAAAAAUCGAGACAAAGACGUCCAAAAUGAGGAGAGUUUAAAAGCUACAGAUGGAGCCACCGAUAAGAUUGAUCGUAAACGAAUGGAAGAGGAUCAAGUUCGGCAAGUGGUAGACACUUGGCAAAAAUUGAGUAAGAAGAGGACGAGCUUUUCAAAUAUUUCCAAGUUUUUCGGUAGAAAUCGAAAUAGUAGAAGCGAUUUGAGAAAGACGAAAAGUCUUCGAGAUUUUACAGUCGAUGAAGUCGCCGCCUGGUUUGAUCAAUUUUUAGGUAUGGCUUGCUAUAAAGAGGAGAUAAAAGAUAGCGUUUGCGAUGGAAAGAUGCUUUUGGGUGUUGAUACUUCGGCGUUGAGUUCAAUCAUUAAGUUCAAGUCACCUUUACAUUGUAGAAAAGUAAAAAUCGCUUUGGAAAGAUACAGAAACGAUACCUCGAAUCCGUAUUCUUUAACGGAUUACAUAGACAACUAUUGGGUAUCGACUACGUUCCUGGAACACGUUGGACUUACUAGAUACGCAAAUAAAUUUACUGAACAAUUGAUUGACGGUCCAGUUUUAUUAUCAUUAGUCGAAAGAGAUUUGGAAGAGUUUUUAGAAAUAAACGAAUCUUUCCAUAAAAUUAGUAUCAUUUGUGGUAUAGCAAUGAUGAAAAUUCUCUCAAUGAAUAAGAACUUGUUGGAAGAGAGGCAGAAAAAGUGCGAGACUAUUGACGAAGAUUUAUUGGUUUGGAGCAAUUAUCGUGUUCGAAAGUGGUUAGAUAGUAUAAAUCUUCAACAAUAUUCGGAUAAAAUUGUAGAUAGUGGUAUACACGGUGCAGUUUUCCUCCUUGACGAACACUUCCAAGCUGAAUAUUUAGUGGAAAAAUUAGCUAUUAGUCAGAGAAGUUUGAGGAAACACCUGUCGGAGCGCUUUGAAGUUCUUACGAGAUCUGCCAGACCCACUAGUGCGAUUUUUAGUGAUUCGACGAACGAAAGAAGAAGCUCUGCAAAUUCUUGGAAAGAUUCUCUUGGAAGGAUUUUAAGAGGAAGAUCGAGAAGUAGAUCAGACGCUUUUAAUUGAAAACUUUCAUUUUUUUUUUGACAAGCAAAUUUUAUUGACAUAUACAAAAUAUUUACAGAGCAUAUGAUGAAUGUUCAUGCAGUGUAGGCGACAUAUAUAAAAAUAUAAAAUAUAUUUGCAUGCAUUAAAUAUAUACAUAUAUGUAUAUAUAUAAGAUCUAUGGAAAAUGCAUAUAGAAUUUUAGCAUAAACUCUUACAGCAUAGCUUGGAUGUAUGCAUAUAUACAUACUGAUAGUCGUUUUUAUAAAAGUACGUACUGUUCAUACAGUAUGUAUAUUAAGGAAACAAAUAUAUUUUUGUAUUAGUAUUAUGUCUACAACUACGAAGAAUUUGCACAAUUAUUAAACUUUUAUCGUUCAUUGUUUCUUACAUUUCUCCUUUUUCUAUUUAUUUUAACAUUUUUCUUUUAAAAAAAAAAAAAACAAUAAAAGAAAAGUGAGAAAACCUUAAAUUAUAAUUCAAACAAAUAAAAAAAAAGGAAAAACAAACAAACAAACAAACAACGAAAAAAUACUGAAAAGUAUAACAUAUAAUAUCACAUUCUGUGCUCUUUUUCAUUAUUUUAAGUACGAAAAGGGAAGGAAACAAAUGUUUUUUCCCUUUUUUCUCAUACUUAUUCACCUUUGACGGAGACGAUAUUAUUCAAAGCAAAAAAUUGGCACAUGGAAAAAAAAUUACAAUACACCCUUUUCAUUUUCCUCCGACUGACUAAAUGAAACGUGGAAACUGUUUCUUUUUAUUUUGUUUUUUUCUCAAUUAAUUUUUAUUUUUUUGUUAUUUUUUCCUCUUUUAAUAAAGAUUUUGGACGGAUAUUCAAUUCUUUCCAUUAUGUAAAAUAUAUAUAAAGAUAUUCCACCUCUAGAUAAAUAUUCAAAAAUAUAUUAUUAUUAUUAUUAAUAUUAAUUGUGUUCAUUAGUCAAUUUUUACGAAUAGAUUAUGUAGUGUUGUUUUAUGAUGCUACUGCUACAAAAAACAAUUCAAAAUUUGCUCAAAUUGUCAUAUUUUACAAAUAAAGGAAAAAGGUAUAAAAAGGAAAACAAAAAACAAAACUGCACAUUUUAAUACAUCUUAUAUUAUCAUACAAUAUAUGACAGAAACAUAUUGUGUAAUGCGUGACGUAACAAUGCUGUUGGACAGAUUGCAGGUAUGUGCUUGUUCUUCAUAAAACUAAAAAACAAACAGAGAAAAACAAACAAAUAAACGUUUCGUUCGAUUGGUCCGCUUUCACCAGCCUAGAAUUAUUCUUGUUACUCAUUAUUAGGUCAGCGUAUUUUAGAAAAAAUAACAAUCGUGUUGAUAUGAUUUAUUUUUUCUGAAAUGGUGUGCUUUCCUAAUAAAAAGCAAUAAGAUUUUUCUCUCUUUAUAUAUAUACUGUAUAUGCUUUUAAUACAAUUUAAUAUAUAACAACCUGGAUAAAUGAGGCACUAAAUAUUUUCAAUUUUGCAUAUGUUAAUUAAUAAAUUACAUUGACGAUACAUAUGUGUACCUGUAAAAUUUGGAUUUAUUCCUAUGUACAAAGAUGAUAUGAUUGUAGAUUGUUAUAUGUAUAAAAUGGACGUUAUGCAACUGUAUCUCGUAAAAGUAGAGAGUAGAAUAGAUGUUUAGAAUAGAAAAUAACGAUUAUAUACUAUACAAAUAUAUAUAUGUAUAUUUAAAGAAUUUAGUGUUAUACGCUACAAAUUCUCUUUCCCUCCUUACAGGCGAAAAGUUUCAAUUCUUUCUUAUUUUCCUCGAAAUUACUUUGAUUGCAUUUUUCAAAAUGAUUAUUAAGAAAGAACUUGAACAAACAAAGAAAGAAGACAGCAAGGAGAAAAAGUUAAUGUCAUUCGUUUCAUUCCUUUUUUUUUUCACUUUAAAAGAAAAAAGACGAAGAAAAGGAAGAAUAUACACAGGGAUGACAAAGGAUAAAGUACACCAAUUUUAUCCUAUAAAAGUCUAUAAUCGUUAAUUAAUUAUAAAGCCGUCUGAUGCACGUAGAUAUGUCCGUCGAAAGCAGCCGUAAAUAGUAUUUCCUUACUGCAGUAAAGGUGUGUUAAGUAAGUAAUGGCGAUAGAAUUCAUUUGACGGUAAAACUCUCAUUAAUUGCAUUAUAGGAGCAUGAAAAUAUAUACUGUAUACAUAUAUAUGUACAUAUACAUGUAUAUAUUAAUAUAUAUCUAUAUACGGUAUAUAUAAUUUACUUAGGGUGUGUAUUUCGUAAUUCCCUAUAUGAGAAUAGAGUUUUGGCAAACUUCCAGAAAAACAUUGUACCUUAUUGUAUCUGCCUUAGCUAAUGAUAUGCUAUUUUCUAAUAUUAUCCUAACCCCCAGCAAUUUCUUUUUUUUUUUUUGAGAGAAUUCUACAAGAUUUUAAGUACGGAAAUGUUUCUUCUAGAAAAAAGUCACUCUAAAUUAAAUAGAGAGUAUUGUAACAUCAAUGUGGACAGGCAGAUUGGGGGGGGGGGAGAGAGAGGGAAUAAACUAAGGAAAUGAAACAAUAUAUAUAUAUAUAUAAACUGCUAUAUAAAUAGCCUACGUUUUUAAUCUUAUCAAGAAAAGAUAUGAGUCAUAAGGAAAACAGAAAUAUUUUCUGAUUAUUCAUUCUCUGUCGUAACUUGCGUUAUUGGUUUCAUAAAUAAAUAAAGCUUGUUUUAUCUUAAUUUAUUUUUUGUUUUACUUUACAGUCCUAAUACACACUCCACUACUACUGAACAGAUGAUGUUGAAUGAUUGAAAAAAAACGCGCGUCACGCAUUAUUGAUUACUUUUGCCCCUAAAUUAUUCUCGGCUGCUUUAAUGAGACAUGUUUUUCACCCAGGUAUAUUUUUCGAAGGGAGCUGUGCAUUUCCAUGGAAACGCCGUGGUAAAGAUGAAACGGAAAUACCUGUUCCCUUAUUUCCCUGAUACAUACAGCCUGCGAGUAUGCUUAAUAUGCGUAUACAACACAUUUAUACGUAGAAAGGUGUUAUGGAACAAAGAUAUAUAUAUAUAUAUAUAUAUUUAUAAACAGUGUA
Messenger RNA from Dimorphilus gyrociliatus, 5428 nucleotides. NCBI's taxonomy places the organism in Eukaryota, Metazoa, Annelida, Polychaeta, Dinophilidae. The record is from the annotation of a GenBank genome assembly.